This is a messenger RNA of Papaver somniferum (opium poppy), 2655 nucleotides long. RefSeq names its product ABC transporter G family member 17-like. NCBI's taxonomy places the organism in Eukaryota, Viridiplantae, Streptophyta, Magnoliopsida, Ranunculales, Papaveraceae. The transcript is spliced from 3 exons. The record is from RefSeq and is a predicted model, not a curated record. Gene Ontology annotation, cellular component: membrane. The coding region runs from base 1 to 2184 and encodes 727 amino acids. Gene Ontology annotation, molecular function: ATP hydrolysis activity; ABC-type transporter activity; ATP binding.
AUGUAUAAUCAAAAUGGGAAUCAGAAGGAUUCAGUGAUACAGGUGUUCAGGCCGCCAAAUUUCAUAGGAGGACUUGAAUUCUCGAACUUAACGUAUACAGUUGUAAAGAAGCUGAAGAUUGAUAGGAAAUGGCACAAGGAAGAUGUAGACUUGUUGCACGAUAUUACAGGGUAUGCACCAAAAGGUCGUGUCACGGCUGUCAUGGGUCCUAGUGGUGCAGGGAAAUCUACGUUCUUGGAUGGGCUAGCAGGGAGGAUUGCAAGUGGUAGUUUAAAGGGUAGGGUAUCGUUGGACGGUAUAGAAAUGAGUCCAAGUUUCAUUAAGAGAACAUCGGCUUAUAUAAUGCAAGAUGAUCGUCUAUUUCCGAUGCUAACGGUUUAUGAGACGUUACUGUAUGCUGCUGAUUUUCGGUUAGGGUCCAUAUCGAAAGCUGAGAAGCAGCAGCGAGUCGAGAAGUUGAUCGAGCAACUUGGUUUAUCAUCGGCUAGGAACACUUACAUAGGUGAUGAAGGGACUCGAGGAGUGUCAGGUGGCGAGCGUCGAAGAGUUUCAAUUGGAGUGGACAUAAUUCAUGGACCAGCUCUCCUCUUCCUCGACGAACCGACUUCAGGUCUAGACUCAACAAGUGCACAGAGUGUAAUUGACAGAUUACAUGACAUAGCACGUACUGGUAGUACAGUAAUCCUUACCAUCCAUCAACCCUCGCACAGAAUCCAAAUGCUUCUGGACCAUCUCAUAAUACUCGCCCGUGGUCAAUUGAUGUACCAAGGAGCACCUAAGGAUGUCAGCUCACACCUUGGACGAAUGGGAAGAAAGGUUCCGAAAGGAGAGAACUCGAUAGAGUACUUAUUGGAUGUGAUUCAAGAAUAUGAUCAAUCCGAGAUUGGUGUUACUGCACUUGCUGAUUUCGCGAUUACUGGAAUGAAGCCACCAAAACUUUCUGAUUUAGAACUAUCAUUUUCGACGAUCAUCCAGACACCACCACAAACACCUGCACUAGAGAGGGCAGAUCAAAUGAACAAAAAUCGGAACCAACUUCAUCUGUCAAUAGACAGUAGUGUCAGCAAGAGAAGGGUAGUUAACAAUUAUGAUUGCAGUGUUAGGAGUGAACUGAAUACAUCAAGAUCAUGGUCUGCAAGCCUUACGCCUGCUCGGCUUAAAACUGAUCGAAAAAUGCAUCAUCCAACGAGUAGUUCUCCAGGGUACUAUACCUAUUCGAAUGAAAUACUGGCAGGAACUCCGACCCCUCACGACAGUGAUUACAGCCUUCACGAACACGAUUACUUCACUGAUUUCACUCCCAAGGGUCCUACUAGUUUAGCUGUGCACCACCAACUUGGACCCAAGUUUGCUAAUUCAUUCUUCGUAGAGGUAUGGAUGCUCAUGCGUCGAAACUUCACAAACAUCCGAAGAACCCCUGAGCUUUUCCUUUCACGGCAGAUGGUUCUGACAUUUAUGGGUGUCCUGAUGGCCACCAUGUUUACACACCCUAAAGAUAACUUGCAAGGAACCACUGAUCUUCUCAGUUUCUUCAUCUUCACUGUUUGCCUCUUUUUCUUCUCUUCCAAUGACGCUGUGCCUGCAUUCAUCCAAGAACGUUUCAUAUUUGUUCGCGAAAGUUCACAUAAUGCUUAUCGAGCUUCCUCUUAUGCAAUAUCUGGGCUAAUUACUUACCUUCCGUUCUUCGCUAUCCAGGCAGCAACAUAUGCUGGGAUUGUUUGGUUCGCACUGACUCUUCGCGGCCCAUUCCUGUAUUUCCUGAUUGUGCUAUAUGUUUCCCUCCUGACUACCAACUCCUUUGUCGUGUUUGUCAGCUCAGUCGUGCCCAAUUACAUUCUGGGUUAUGCUGCUGUUAUCGCGUUUACAGCUCUCUUCUUCUUGUUCUGCGGUUACUUCGUGAAUGGCAAAGAUAUUCCAUCAUAUUGGAAAUGGAUGCAUAUAAUCUCAACAAUGACAUAUCCAUAUGAAGGGUUAUUGAUGAAUGAAUUUCAGACAACUAAUGUUUUCGGGAAUGAUCUCAGCGGAGCUGCAAUCAAUGGGUUUAAGAUCUUAGAAGGGUUGGACAUAGAUUCACAUGCAUCACAGAAGUGGAAAAAGAUUUACAUAAUGCUGGGUUGGGCUGUAUUCUACAGAGUGCUAUUUUAUGUGGUCCUCCGCUUUGCAUCGAAGAACCAGAGAACAUAAAAUUCAAAGUCUGAAAAGCUCAAAUUUGCUCUUCAAGUAUCAGUUUGGUACACGGCAAAUUUCCUUUUUCAUAGUUUUAUUUGCGGAUUCCUGUUGAUACUAGUAAUAGGGAAACACAACAAAAGCAAAAAAGUAUGUGGCAUAAUCUUGCAGUGAUAAAUUGAUUAAUUUAUAGUUUCAACUCUGGUUCCAUCUAUUCUUGCUGGUCCUAUUUGUCAAAAGCAUAUUAAUGUUCCUAAAAAACGGUCGUCUUCUGAACAACAUUAAUUCAAGUUGAAGAACUAUAGACUGAAAGAAAAGUGAAAGAAGACUUAUCUGACAAGCAUAAGUUCCACCUUUUGCUGCAUCCUGUAACGGUGAUCAUUGACAGUAUCUUGAUUUCUGCAAAUGCUACUUGUAUCUUGUUGAAUCCUAAGACACUCUCGCCAACUCCCGAUAGCACUGAUAGUGCGAGCUACUGAAAGAAGAGUU